AUGGCUUCGGUGUCCGUACUUGCUGCGGCUUCAUAUUUUCCCGAGUAUAUUCGUGCUCGUCUAUCUGCUGGGUUGAUGUUCCAUAUGAUGAAUCGUAUUCCAAAAAUAGACAAUCUCUCUGAGGCUGGCUCUAAGCAGGUAAUGACACAAUGGUCACGUCAAGUAUUGUUUUGA
Molecule: messenger RNA, 174 nt
Organism: Anisakis simplex (herring worm)
Lineage: Eukaryota; Metazoa; Nematoda; Chromadorea; Rhabditida; Anisakidae
Source: the annotation of a GenBank genome assembly